AAAAUAAGGAAAUGACAGGCAUGUAAUUCCUGGCAAACCAGCCCUGUUUUACUACCAGGAAAUAAAUAAAAGCUGAUCUACACAAACUUGACAUUCAGUCAUACAGGCUUGGCUCAGACAACAGUUUAAGCAAAGAAAAUCUUUUGCAAUAGGAAUGUCUGAGGCCGUUGGUAAACAGUGGGCCAUUCUUGUGGCUGGGGCAAAGGACUGGUACAAUUAUGGCUUGCAGGCCAAUAUCUGCCAUGCAUAUCAGUUAGUUCACAGGAACGGAAUCCCAGACGAACAGACUGUGGUUAUGAUGUAUGAUGAUAUUGCCGACAAUGAGCAGAACCCUUACAAAGGAAACAUUAUUAAUCAACCAAACGGACCAAAUGUUUACCCUGGAGUAUUAAAAGACUACACCGGAGAUGAUGUUACACCUGAAAACUUCCUGGCUGCACUGCGGGGGGAUGAGAGUGCUGUGAUCAAGACUGGACCAAAAAAAGUCAUCAAAAGUGGCAAGAAUGACACAAUCUUUGUCUUCCUGUCAGACCACGGAGCUCCUGGCUUAUUCUGCUUUCCUUCAUCCUCACUGUAUGCAAUUGAUUUUAUUGAGGAGCUCCAAACUAUGGCUAAAAAUAAGCAAUUUGCAAAGAUGGUGAUAUUUAUGGAGUGCUGUUACUCCGGAUCAAUGCUGGAGAAUCUCCCUGAAAAUAUCAGCAUCUAUGGUGUUACAGCAUGUCCUCCUGAUACUGAGGCAUAUUUUUGCUUUUUUGACGGGGAAAGGCAGACCUUUCUCGCUGCAGAGAUGUCAGCCGUUUGGAUGUCUUACACCGAAGUGUCUGUCCUUGAUAAGAUCACAUUCCAGGAUGAAUUCAGAAAUUUGCAAGGCCAAAUGAAAAAGUCAGUCCCGUGUGAGUAUGGUGACAAGGACGUUAGCAUGUUAACAGUCAGUAAGUUUUUGAAAAACUCCCCCGCAUCUGCUGGGGACACCAAGAAAGGCCUAAGCCCAACAGAUCUGGUCUCCUUCUAUGAGGCACCAUUCAGAAUCCUGGAGUACCAAAUUGAGAGAGAAGCUGAUCCUGUGAAAAACGAUGCUCUCAAGAAAAAAUAUGAUGAUCUUCGAAAGACAAAAUCUAACAUUGAAAGUGCUGUGGAGGAGAUGCGUAAGUACUGCAGUGCCGGAGGAGUGGAACAUGCCACAACUGCCACUACAUCACUCAACCUCAAUCAGCUACAACACUUCAAAACUGUGGCUGAGUUUUUCAGGACCACAUGCUUUAACUGGCAUGAAUCACAGUUUCAGUAUGCCCUAUCACAGCUCAAUGUCUUUAACAAGCUCUGUGCCGCUGGAGUGGACACUAAAGGGAUCUUGGAAGCCAUAAAGCAAGUAAGAAGAACCUCCUCUGUCUUUGAGUGAACGACACAGUCCUGAAGGGCCCUGAUGGAAAUGACAAAGAAUGACGAAUCACUCAAGCAAAUCAAAUCUGAAAACUGGUACCUUUAAAUGAUCCUGACUACAUAUAAUUCAGCAGGUACCAAGUCGUUAAUCAACCGGUCAAAAAAUCUUCAUAAUUAACAAUAUAUUAACGAUCAGUUUCUUCUUUCCAAUCAUUUUAAAAACGUUCUAUAAAAGCCUAGCAAGUAUUUUGCAUUAAAUGACAUGGGACUGGGGAUUGCUUGUGGGGAGAGGCCAGCAUCCUGUUCAGAGCGACUCAUUUCAGCAGUUUUUGAAGAUGCUCCAUGAAACUUUCUGAGACAACAAAAUAAAAAGUACUUUGUUUGAAAAGUAGCUCCUAUGAUUUCUGUAUGUACUCACAACUCGUGGAAAUAAAAUCGAACACACAAACAUGUAACGACAGUAAAAGUGGACAUGCAGACUCCCUGAAGUGAAAAUGUUUUUAAAAAAAAGGUAUUUGCUAAUAAAUUUGCUUGUUUACUCAA
Messenger RNA from Pygocentrus nattereri (red-bellied piranha), 1923 nucleotides. Its product is annotated as legumain-like. The transcript has 14 exons. Gene Ontology annotation, biological process: vacuolar protein processing. Gene Ontology annotation, molecular function: cysteine-type endopeptidase activity. The coding region runs from base 155 to 1399 and encodes 414 amino acids. Lineage: Eukaryota; Metazoa; Chordata; Actinopteri; Characiformes; Serrasalmidae. The record is from RefSeq and is a predicted model, not a curated record.